AUGCUCCCAAGCGAAGGUCCCUUUCAUCGUCAUCAUUACUCUUGCAGGAUUAAAGAGCGGCAACGAGGAAGCGAAUUCGACCAAGCUCGUUCCCCCAGCUCCUUCAUCCCCCGCAAAAUGUCCGCCGACCUUGCGCACACAAUAAAUCCUGACCAGGCGACCUUUCUCGGGUUCGGCCUCGAAGGCAUCUUCUACGGAAAGUCUCUCCGGGUCCAUCUCCUCCUCUUCGGCACGGCUGCGUUCCUCUUCUGUCGCCCUCGGGUGUUGAAGAACCACACAAUCAUUCCCAUCAUCUUCGCCACGAUUAUACUGCUAGCGCUGUGCACGAUUCACUUCGCGUUGAAUUUUGAUAACGUGUAUGUUUCAACUAUGGUUUCUCCACGGCCUCAUAUCUCUGGCGAGACGCACAAGCUUAUUGUGGCGGACUCAUCAUUCAUUCUCGCUGACUUCGUCGGGCAACUGGUGUUGAUCUAUCGUUGCUAUCUGGUCUGGGCACAGAAUGUUUGGAUCAUCAUCCUCCCCUUUCUGAUUGCCCUCGGUGCCCUCGGUAACGUGUGGAAUGUCCGUUACAGGGAUUGUUAUGAAAAUCAGUCCCACUGGAGAACAAGUCCCUACGGCCCUCGUGCCCAUGGGCGACGCGACAUUUUCGCUCUCGAUCAUCCUCAACUUCAUCACUUCGGCGCUGAUCGUCGGCCGACUCUGGUGGAUGACACGCGGGCUCGACAACUCCGUCCUCUCGAAAACGCGCUCCACGGGCGGCAACGCGCAGACUCUAGCACAGCGCGCGACGGGAUCAUCAUCGAGAGCGGGGCGCUCUUCCUCGUCGUCCAAUUCAUCUUCAUCGUCUUGUUCGCGAUCGGUCACCCUGCGCAGGCGCUGAUGGAGCCGAUCGCCGUGCAGGUCUACGCAAUCGCACCGCUGCUCAUCGUCGUGCGCGUCGCAACAGGAAACUCCUACGAACAGACGACGACCACCUCUCUCGGCUCAUCAAAUCCGACGCGUGAAACCCGCUCCACGCUCAAUUUCACCGCGCCCAAGGUCCACAAAGUGACAGAGACGAAGUCCAGCGUGUCUGAUUCAGAAUUCGAGAUGGGCCCUGCGUUUGCGAGGGGACUGACGAGCCUGUCUGAAAGCGAAAGUGUCUAAUCUGUCAUUAUUGCUGUAAUUCAC
Molecule: messenger RNA, 1170 nt
Organism: Mycena citricolor
Lineage: Eukaryota; Fungi; Basidiomycota; Agaricomycetes; Agaricales; Mycenaceae
Source: the annotation of a GenBank genome assembly